AUGGUGUGGAAAGACCCUGUCGAGAGAUUCCUCGAGCUCUUGCGUCUACGCACUGUCAGCGUUGAGGGACCAAGUGGUAGUUACAAUGAGUGUGCCCAGUGGCUACGAAGUUAUUUGGAAGAGCUUGAGCUUAUGGUACAGGUUUUCUUGCCUGUUGAGAAUAAGCCAGUCGUCCUGGCAACAUGGAAAGGUGAAGACUCAUCACUUCCAGGGAUUCUAUUAAAUUCUCAUUAUGACGUCGUGCCAGCUAUGGCAGAGCAUUGGCAGUAUGAUCCCUUUGACGCUCAAGUGCUCGAAGACGGACGUAUUUAUGGUCGAGGGGCACAGGAUAUGAAGAGUGUGUGCAUUCAGUAUGUGGAAGCAGUCCACGUUUUAAAAACUUCAGGCUUUCAACCCAAGCGCAACAUUUACCUUCUCUUUGUUCCGGACGAAGAAGUUGGAGGGGUCGAUGGAAUGAGCAAAUUCUUGGAAAGCGAGCUAUUUCAUUCGAUUUCACCGGUCGCAAUUGCAUUCGAUGAGGGAUUAGCAAAUACAGGUGAUGCAUUUACGGUCUUUUAUGGAGAAAGAUCUCCUUGGUGGGUGUAUGUUAAAGCUCAAGGUCCAACUGGCCAUGGCAGUCGAUUUGUUCAAAAUACUGCCACGAUGAAGCUCAUUAAUGUUUGCAACAAAGCUUUAGCUUUUCGUGACGAACAAGAAAAUGCACUUGGGACAGACCUUGGAUGCAAACACGGGGAUAUGAGGAAAAAGAAACUUGGUGAUGUCACAACGAUCAAUAUUACGGCCUUACAGAGUGGGGUAUCUCAAGAUGGAGGAAAAACACACGCUCUUAACGUGAUUCCGACCGAAGCUAUCGCUGGUUUUGAUAUCCGUGUGUCGCCUGAGAUGGAAUUAAGUGCGAUGAAAACAAAACUGGACGAAUGGUGCACUGCUGAAGGACUUUCAUGGGAAUUUGCUUCGUGGACGGAUCCACUGCACGAUCAUUACGUCACUUCAUUGGAUGCUGACAAUGUGUGGUGGCAGCUUUUUCAAAAGGCUUGUGCGCAGAUGGGAGAAAAACUCGAAACAGAAAUCUUUCCAGCGGCUACUGAUAGUCGCUUUCUGCGCAAGGUGGGCGUUCCUGCCAUUGGCUUUUCGCCAAUGAAACUCACUGAGAUUUUACUUCAUGAACACAAUGAGAGUCUUGCUAAACAUACGUUUUUGCACGGCAUUAAUGUGUACGUGGGUGUGUUUCGAGAGAUGUUCGCAUACAAGUAA
Messenger RNA from Plasmopara halstedii, 1254 nucleotides. RefSeq names its product acy1-like metalloprotease. Gene Ontology annotation, biological process: amino acid metabolic process. Gene Ontology annotation, molecular function: aminoacylase activity. The record is from RefSeq and is a predicted model, not a curated record. Lineage: Eukaryota; Oomycota; Peronosporomycetes; Peronosporales; Peronosporaceae. Bases 1 to 1254 code for a protein of 417 amino acids. The transcript is spliced from 5 exons. Gene Ontology annotation, cellular component: cytoplasm.